Molecule: messenger RNA, 2099 nt
Organism: Merops nubicus (carmine bee-eater)
Lineage: Eukaryota; Metazoa; Chordata; Aves; Coraciiformes; Meropidae
Gene: PTPRT
Product: protein tyrosine phosphatase, receptor type, T
Exons: 13
Biological process (GO): protein dephosphorylation
Molecular function (GO): protein tyrosine phosphatase activity
Source: RefSeq, a predicted model, not a curated record
AUGAUCAUUCAAGGGUGAGAUUGCAGCUGCUGGAUGGGGACCCUCACUCUGACUACAUAAACGCCAAUUACAUCGAUGGCUACCACCGGCCUCGCCAUUACAUUGCAACUCAAGGGCCAAUGCAAGAGACAGUGAAGGAUUUCUGGAGAAUGAUUUGGCAAGAAAACUCUGCAAGUGUUGUCAUGGUCACCAACCUGGUGGAAGUGGGCAGGGUGAAGUGUGUUCGAUACUGGCCAGAUGACACAGAGGUCUAUGGAGAUAUUAAAGUCACAUUAAUUGAGACAGAACCAUUGGCAGAGUAUGUCAUACGCACCUUCACUGUGCAGAAGAAAGGCUACCACGAGAUCCGGGAGAUUCGGCAGUUCCACUUCACCAGCUGGCCAGACCAUGGGGUUCCUUGCUAUGCCACGGGCCUCCUGGGCUUCGUUCGUCAAGUGAAGUUCCUCAAUCCCCCAGAAGCAGGACCCAUUGUUGUGCACUGCAGUGCUGGGGCUGGGAGAACAGGGUGCUUUAUUGCCAUUGACAUCAUGCUGGACAUGGCAGAGAACGAAGGGGUGGUGGAUAUCUUCAACUGCGUGCGAGAGCUGCGCUCCCAGAGGGUCAAUCUGGUGCAGACAGAGGAGCAGUAUGUAUUUGUCCACGAUGCCAUUUUGGAGGCAUGUCUCUGUGGCAACACGGCCAUUCCAGUUUGUGAGUUCAGAUCCAUAUAUUACAACAUCAGCAGACUAGAUCCACAAACCAAUUCCAGCCAGAUAAAAGAUGAAUUUCAGACCCUGAACAUCGUGACGCCGCGGGUGCGCCCGGAGGACUGCAGCAUCGGGCUGCUGCCGCGCAACCACGACAAGAACCGCGGCCUGGACGUGCUGCCCCUGGACCGCUGCCUGCCCUUCCUCAUCUCCGUGGAUGGGGAGUCCAGCAACUACAUCAACGCUGCCCUCAUGGACAGCCACAAGCAACCUGCUGCCUUUGUUGUAACCCAGCACCCUUUGCCCAACACCAUAGCAGACUUCUGGAGGCUGGUGUUUGAUUAUAACUGCUCCUCUGUCGUGAUGCUGAAUGAGAUGGAUGCAGCACAGCUCUGCAUGCAGUACUGGCCAGAGAAGACCUCCUGUUGUUAUGGCCCCAUUCAAGUGGAGUUUGUUUCAGCAGACAUCGAUGAAGAUAUCAUCAACCGGAUAUUCCGGAUCUGCAACAUGGCCAGGCCUCAGGAUGGCUAUCGCAUCGUCCAGCACCUGCAGUACAUUGGCUGGCCAGCCUACAGGGACACCCCCCCUUCCAAACGCUCCCUCCUGAAGGUGGUCAGAAGGUUGGAGAAGUGGCAGGAGCAGUACGACGGGAGGGACGGACGGACUGUUGUCCACUGCCUGAAUGGUGGGGGACGCAGCGGCACCUUCUGUGCCAUCUGCAGUGUCUGUGAAAUGAUUCAGCAGCAAAACAUCAUCGAUGUGUUCCACAUAGUGAAAACGUUACGGAAUAAUAAAGCCAACAUGGUGGAGUCACUGGAACAGUAUAAAUUUGUAUACGAGGUUGCACUGGAAUACUUGAGUUCCUUUUAGCCCAGCAGAGGGAGGGGAGCCUCCGACGUGCCAGACUCCAAUCUCUGGCAGACUCAUCUCCCCUCUCCCACACUGGAAGGCAGUAACAAGUGUGGGAAGGAAGAACUCUCCUUCCCAGAGCAAGGAACUGGGAUUGCACAGACCACGCUGGAAGGAGACGAUGCCUGUGUUUGCUGCUGCCUGCUUUCUACUGGAACAUCUACUGCUUCUUAAAUAACCUACUGUAAAAAUUAGCAAAAUGGGAGACAGGCUGAAAGACUGGACUUUCUAAUCCCCUCUGACUUCUGCUCUCCUCUUUUGGAUUGUAUUUUUGCUCUCCUUGCUGCAGAGUGGGGAAGGAAUGAAACCCUUAGGAAAUUAUCUUUUAAAUGUCUCCUUUUUAAUUUAUAAUUUUGUUCUCAAAUCCCAGACUUUAAAUUUUUAAUUUCAUGCAGCAGUCAUUUGGGAAAAAUGAGAUAGCCAUGGGGGGGUAUGAGAAAUGUUUCAUUACAAUUUGUCUACCUUAUCUCUUUCCUUUUAUUUGUUUUUCUAAAUGAAAAGGUC